CAAGGCAUCAGUGGUAGGAACUCAGUCUGCUGAAGUGGCCGGCUUUUGAACUAUGCCCUAGUCGGAGCCCCAGACAGCUGAGUCCGCAGAGAGAGGGAACAUCUUCGGAAGUAGGGCCUUGACUAAAGGGCUUAUAUUUUCAGCUGCAGAUCAGAAGGACUGAGUGAAGGGGAGCACCUCAGAAGACUGGGACAAAGACAAAGACAGAGGGAUGAGUCCUGAACACUGCAGCUCAGUGAAGACACAAUACAAUACACAGGUGAAACUAUAACUGCAGGAAACACACCCCCACUACUGGUAACAAAAGGGAGGCUCAGAGGAAGCUGGAAGAAGCACCAGUAGCUGUCAUCUACAUAUCUAAUCAGCUGGCAGCAAUGCAGGGGCUCAAGUGGAGCCUGUGUGCUCUGCUCUGCCUCUCCCUCUGGGAUGAAGGUUUCUGCAGGGGCUCCAGGGAAGCUGGCAGGACCAAAGAGCCUUCUCUCCACAGGAGUAAAAGAGCUCCCCUGGAUGAUAGCAAAAAGUGUUCCUACACGUUCCUGGUACCUGAGCAGAAAAUCACAGGUCCAAUCUGUGCCAGUACCACAAACACUGAGCCAGACAAAGACAGAGUGACCCGUAUGGACAUUGCAGAUGUGCGGGAGGUGCUCAACAAACAGCAUCGUGAGAUUGAGACACUGCAGCUGGUGGUGGAUGUGGAUGGUAACUUGGUGAAUGAGAUGAAGCUGUUGCGGAAAGAGAGCAGGAACAUGAACUCCAGGGUGACCCAACUCUAUAUGCAGCUGCUGCAUGAGAUCAUCAGGAAAAGAGACAACUCUCUGGAGCUGGCCCAGCUGGAGAACCGCGUCCUCAACGUGACCUCGGAGAUGAUGCGGUUGGCCUCCAGGUACAGGGACCUGGAGGCCCGGUUUGCCACAAUGGCUGGGGUGGUCAACAACCAGUCCAUUCUCAUCUCUGCAUUGGAGGAGCAAUGUCUGAGGACACUGGGUCGUGGUGAUCUGCCAGCAGUUCCUCCUUUGGUACAGGUUGUGCCACAGAAUAUACCAAUUAAUAACCGUUUCACCAAUGAAAUACAGAGGGACAAUAACAACCGGGCCUUUCCCCGAGGGUCAGGCAUGGACUCCCCUACUCCAAGCCCCUUUGGGAUCGACCCUCCGCCACCACAGGGAACACUCACCUCAGAUGGGCCUUUCAGGGACUGUUACCAGGUGCGACAGGCAGCUCACACGACCAGUGGGAUGUAUCUACUGAAGACUGACGGCAGUGAUCGGUUGAUCCAAGCCUGGUGUGAACAUGGCCUUGACAAUGGAGGGUGGACUGUGUUGCAAAGGAGGAGAGAUGGCUCUGUUAACUUCUUUCGAAAUUGGGAAAACUACAAAAAAGGCUUUGGUAACAUAGAUGGUGAACAUUGGCUUGGGCUGGACAAUAUCUACAACCUGGGGAAACAGGGUGACUAUAAGUUGAUGAUUGAGCUAGAGGACUGGACAGGGAAGAAGGUGUACGCCGAGUACAGCAGCUUCCGCCUGGAGUCAGAAAGCGAGGGUUACCGGCUGAGGCUGGGCACUUACCAGGGCAAUGCUGGGGACUCCUUCAGCAGCCACAAUGGCAAACAGUUCACCACUCUCGAUCGCGACAAGGAUGCAUUUUCUGGCAACUGUGCACACUUCCAUAAAGGUGGCUGGUGGUACAAUGCUUGUGGGCAGACCAACCUGAAUGGCGUAUGGUACGGUGGAGGAGUGUACCGCAGCAAAUUUCAGGAUGGAAUCUUCUGGGCAGACUACGGAGGCGGGUUCUACUCCCUCAAGUCAGUCCGCCUUAUGAUCCGACCAAUCGACUGAAACCUUAGACUUUCACAGGCACCUCAAGUCUCCUUAUCUUUAUCUACCCAUAAACAAAUACUGUGAAGGCAGGACCAGGAAUCCUUGCCACCAUUCAAGUGUGCCUUGUAAAAUAUAAAGGAGGAAGAGACAGUGGAAACUCUUUAUUGCCAGAUGAUAAUGACUUCAGCAGUCUGUGCAGUGGCUAGCGCCCAACUUGACUAAUGCAGAAAUGAAGAGUGAUGCCAUUGCUCCCUUUAAGUAACAGUUCUCCUCCAGUCUGGACAGAAAUGGUCCAGCAAGCUCCUUGGGACCAUUCAGAAUUACUCUCACACACCCUAUUUUACUCAAUCUUAUUGGAACUCAGAAUGUAAUAAAGGAAAAUGGUCAUAUACUAAAGACAAGAGAUUUCUUCUGAGCAGCUAAAGGUGACUUAUUGAAAGGAGGAUUGCCCAUUAUUGAGGCAUGUAUUGAGACAUUAGUAGCAUGAAAAAUGAUGCAAUAUGAAGUUGUGUUGCCACUUAGAAUACCUGACAAUGAUUAGAAGGACAAGCCUUGAUAAACCUACUGUCUGUUUCAGAGAUUUGUCUGGACUUCAGGGGUUUCUGUUUAACCCCCCCCCCCCAAAAAAAAUGCAACAAUGUGCUCAUCCAGUGUGCACAUAGGUGAGCUGGCAUUGGUAUGUAAAUAUUUUUGGCUUUAUUUGUUAAGGUUAAUUUAAGAGGUAUGAUUUAACUCAGGCCAAAUGUUAAUGUUGUCACUGCCAGUUUUUGUUAUUUAUCUGUGUAUUUAUAGCAAGUAUAGUCUUGGCCAUGUUAUAUCUAUCCCUGUAAUGAUACUUAAUAUUUUUAUCCCAUAUAUGCAUUAACAACACUUGAACAGGAGCACAGACACACACAGAUAGCAAACAACAAAUUCAGAGUGGAUGUCUACUUGACUUGAAGAUGGACAAUGUGACAUGCACUGCCAGUUUUCAUCCAAAUCAAAUUUAACUCUUUUGUAAACAUCUGUCACUCUUCACUCACUUUCAUCUUAAUGAAUGAUUCUUUAAAAUCUGAUCCCUUCCAUGACGAGAUUAAAAAUGAAUCCAAGCAUGAAUGUAAAUCUUGAAAUGUUACAUUACAUAACAGCCCAGCUGAGCCUUUAUCUGUAUAAAGAAUGAUAUAACCAUCUGAAAUGAACCACUUCAACCACUUCUUUGAUCUGAUUUAAGUGCGAUUUAAGUGCAUUCCAAGCUGUCAAGACAAUGAAGAAUGGCUUUGGGAAUUAAUAAUUAAAGAAAGUGGGAAGAAUAAAAAUGGCCUGCAACCAUGGUGAAUGACUACGCUCAAAAUUACAUUAUUCUUGUGCUGAAAGGCUGAAAGCUACAGCAAAGGAGAUCAAAGAAAGAUAUGGAUGGAAGAAGAAAAAAAACUAGCUUCACAGAACCAGACUCAAGUAUAUGAAUAAGGACAGAAACAGAUAACACGGAGGAUAUUAAAUGAUGGUGCUACAGAAACCUUUAGACUAAAAUGAAAGAACCUCAGGGUGAUGAAAGACAACAGAUGGGUAGAUGAAGAG
Messenger RNA from Monopterus albus (swamp eel), 3374 nucleotides. It is a transcript of the gene angptl1a, whose product is annotated as angiopoietin-like 1a. Gene Ontology annotation, molecular function: extracellular matrix structural constituent; protein-macromolecule adaptor activity. The record is from RefSeq and is a predicted model, not a curated record. The transcript is spliced from 6 exons. Gene Ontology annotation, cellular component: fibrinogen complex. Gene Ontology annotation, biological process: platelet aggregation; blood coagulation; blood coagulation, common pathway. NCBI's taxonomy places the organism in Eukaryota, Metazoa, Chordata, Actinopteri, Synbranchiformes, Synbranchidae. The coding region runs from base 375 to 1835 and encodes 486 amino acids.